Messenger RNA from Eremothecium gossypii ATCC 10895, 951 nucleotides. RefSeq names its product phosphoserine phosphatase (gene SER2). Gene Ontology annotation, molecular function: magnesium ion binding; L-phosphoserine phosphatase activity. Gene Ontology annotation, cellular component: cytoplasm. The record is from RefSeq and is marked provisional. The transcript has a single exon. The coding region runs from base 1 to 951 and encodes 316 amino acids. Gene Ontology annotation, biological process: L-serine biosynthetic process; dephosphorylation. Lineage: Eukaryota; Fungi; Ascomycota; Saccharomycetes; Saccharomycetales; Saccharomycetaceae.
AUGUCUUCUGCUGCCGCAUACGUAGUGACCGCGAUCGCACACGGCGCCCAGUUCCCGGAAGGCUACCUCGCCUCGCUGCACGAGCACCUGGGCCAGGUGGGCGUGGCGGUGCGCGGGACCGAGCAGUUGGCGCCGCGGGCACAGGACCUGUUCGUGGACGUGCCCACGACGCUGACCCUCGAGCAGCUGCGCACGCACGUGGCGGCGCAGCCGGCGGCCGGCGUCGAUGUUGCCGUGCAGCCCACGGCGCACCGGCGCAAGGGCCUCGUGGUGUUCGACAUGGACUCGACCCUGAUCCAGCAGGAGGUAAUUGACCUGAUCGCGGGCUACGCAGGCGUCGAGGACCGCGUCGCGGCCAUCACGGAGCGCGCGAUGAACAACGAGCUGGACUUCACGCAGUCCCUGCGCGAGCGUGUGUCGCUGCUGCGCGGCAUCCCCGUAGCGCGCCUGUACGAGGAAAUCAAGGCUAAGCUGCAGCUCACGCCGGGCGUCGCCGAGCUCACGAGCACGCUGCACGCCGCGGGCUGCCGCACCGCCGUGCUCAGCGGCGGCUUCGCGCCGUUUGCGAACCACAUCCGCGACACCCUGCAGCUCGACUUCGCCAAGGCUAACAACCUGGAGACCACCGUCGACGCCGCCGGCGCCGAGAUCCUCAGCGGCCGCACCCUCGGCGACGUCGUCGACGGCGCCUGCAAGGCGCGCACGCUGCGCGAGCUCGCGGCCGGCGCCGGCCUGCCCGUCGCUGCCACCGCCAUGGUCGGCGACGGCGCCAACGACCUGCCCGCCAUGCAUGCGGCCGGUCUCGGCAUCGCCUGGCACGCCAAGCCCCGCGUUCAGCAGCAGGCGCCGUGCCGCCUCAACUCACCGUCGCUCCGCGACGCGCUGUACAUCCUCGGCUUCUCGGACCGCGAGAUCGCCGCUCUCCACGCCCGUGUGGACCCGCGUUCAUAA